Messenger RNA from Cyprinodon tularosa, 1381 nucleotides. RefSeq lists its product as uncharacterized. The coding region runs from base 71 to 736 and encodes 221 amino acids. The record is from RefSeq and is a predicted model, not a curated record. NCBI's taxonomy places the organism in Eukaryota, Metazoa, Chordata, Actinopteri, Cyprinodontiformes, Cyprinodontidae. The transcript has 4 exons.
UGAGCAACAAAGACUGGAACUUCUAGGUGAAGUAAAGAAGAGAGACAAUUCCCAGAUCAUCAGUGAGAAAAUGGACAGGACCUUUUCCUCUCGGAGACAAGAAAUUGUCACCUUGGCUCCAUCUGUCAGUGACUUGAAGGAACGAUGGCCUGCUCUAUUUCUUCCUGAGCAGAUCAAGGAAGAAUAUAAAAGAAUAACCACUGCCAAUCUGGAGUCAACAUUUAUGGAAAAUCUGGACCAUUGUAUACCAAGGUUGAUGCCAUUGGUGAUGUCAAGAGGAGGGGCUGCCAAACAUAAGAUCCAGAAAAUCAUGGAACUUCUGAAGAUCAACACAGUUGAAAUUCGCCGAGAGGUUGCCAUUCGCUGCUUAGUGGUCUAUCUUGGGGAAAAUGAGGACAGUCUUUUUGAAUAUGUGGAUUCUGAGAGCCAAAUUGGAGAUUUUGAGAGUCGGGUGGUGAAGAUUCUAGUCACCAAAGGUACUACAGCAUCUGAUCCAGCCAGCACAACCAUCAUCAUAGAGGGCACAGAGGUCCUGCAAGGGUUGGAUGUGCCAAGGGCCUGUGCUUUGCUGAUGGGCCUCAUUUAUGCCCUCAAUCUAAGCUACCCACGGGAGCUGAAGUACACUUGCGAGGUAUUUCAGAAGGUGUUCCUUAAAUUAGACAGUCAGAAAUGCAGCCCAAAAGUCACAUCUCUAAAGCAAAAGCUGCUAGGAAACCCCUUUGAGCCUCAUAGCUGAACAUAAAAAAUGGGAACCUCAUUUGUGCUGUGAUGGACUUGCUGUUCAAGUGACUUUUCCUGAUUUAUGCAGUGUAAUGUCUUUCAACCCACAUCUGGUUGCUGUUCAUGUUAUUCAGGUCUUUGACGUUGAUAGUCAUGUUUGAGAGCUGGAAUAUUGGUGAGUGUAUUGUUUUCAGCUGACCCAGAAUGUUAAAUGUUUUUGGCGGUGAUAUAUUUGCCUUUAUGGUUAUCCAUACAAAUAGUUCAUUCAUUUUUCCACAUUCAUUUAGCCAAUAAUGCAGAAAUGUCCUACCUCAGUAAGAGUCACAGUCGUUUAAAGUCACUGACUCAACUUGGUUAGAGCUGUUUAACUACUUUAACACUACACUGUAAACACAUACUACACACAUUACAUACUGUGACACACUACACGACACUAACACACUAUAAAGACACUACACACACAGUAAAGAACUACACUGUAACACAUAAAAACAAAAUAUUGACCAAAAUUGCAACAGAAAGAUCAUUAAAGAUGGAAAUGAAAGUUAAACAGCUAUGAAAUAAGAGAAUUAUAAAUGGCAAGUUUUCAAUGGUGCUGUUAUUAAAAUAUUUGCACUUAAUUUGUACAAAAUGUUCAUAAAAUAAACAGUUUGUAUUGUGA